GAUAAAUGCAUAUCACCUCUGCAUUCCAUUCUCUUACUGUCUUUCAUAUAAGAAUAUAGUAGAACAGAAAAAAUGGCUCCGAUCGGGCUGACUGAUGUGGCUAUUACAGAUUUCGUAGUAAACCAACGUCACGGAGUAAAAGGUCUCGUCGACGUUAUAUCUCCAAAAACAUUGCCUUCAUGUUACAUCCAACUCCCAGAGAAACGAGUCACCACUGAAAAACUCAUUAUGGAAGCCGCAACAACCGGCAGAGGUUCGUUGUCUACACCGGUGAUUCCGGUCAUCGACGUUUCUGACUGGAAAGACCCUAGUGUUGCGGAGGAGAUCUGCGAGGCCGCUGCGACAUUAGGGUUUUUCCAGAUAGUGAACCAUGGAGUCUCGGUGGAUGAGCAGAACGAACUGAGAGCUGCUGGUCGUGGAUUUUUCGAUUUGCCGACGGAGGAGAAGAAACGGUAUUGGGAGGGAAGUUCAGUAUCGGACACCGCUUGGUACAUGACAAGUUUCAAUCCUAGCAAGGAGGCUAAGUUGGAGUGGAGGGACUAUCUCAAGUUUGAGUAUCUUUCCGAUCAAGUGGACUUCGCUGCCACGUGGCCUACUGUGUGCAGGAACGAGGUUGUAAAUCAUUCUAAUAGAAUGAAGCCAAUAGGUAGGAAGAUUCUUGAAAUACUAAUGAACAAUCUGAACGCAAGAGUGGAAGAACAAACCCUAAUGGGAACUUUGAGGAUGAACGUCAACUACUAUCCCGAGUGUCCCGACCCGAAACUUACAGUAGGAACCGGUUACCACUGCGACAUCAACACCCUCACGCUUCUUCUCCAGGACGACAUAUUAGGCAGCCUUUAUGCUCGAUACGGUGACAAGUGGCUCCAUAUCCCUCCGGUUAUGGGAGCCAUCGUGGUUAACAUUGGAGACAUGCUACAGAUCUUGAGCAAUGAUAGGUACAAGAGCGUGGAACAUCUUGUGAUGGCUAGUCGGUUCCUUAGCCGAAUUUCUUUUGCGUAUUAUUGCGGACCGAGUUAUGAUUCCGUUAUCGAACCGCUACGUGAGGUGCUAGAGAAAGGUGAGAAACCAUUGUACAAGGCCACGAUGUAUUCGGAUUACAUGAAAUAUUACUUUGCAAGACCGCAUACGGGUAGCAAAACUAUCGAAUCAAUCAAGCUUCCAUGAAAAAACAAGAUGGAUCAAGAAAAGAAAAAGUGACUUAUGAAGAAGUGGUGGUACAAGUCGGCAAUUUAAGCAAAAAAAAAAGAAAAAAAAAGCCGGCAAGCCUAAUAAGAUUAAGUCGAAAUCCAUGUCAAACUUUCAGUUUCUUCUUUUAUAAUUAUGUAUUUUCGGGAAAUAAUGGAGUGGUGUUCUGUUCCCGUGGUUUGUAGGGUCAGAGUAUAUCACUUCACUUUCUAUAUCAUGCAUUUGCUUCCAAGUUU
Messenger RNA from Raphanus sativus (radish), 1424 nucleotides. Its product is annotated as feruloyl CoA ortho-hydroxylase F6H1-3-like. NCBI's taxonomy places the organism in Eukaryota, Viridiplantae, Streptophyta, Magnoliopsida, Brassicales, Brassicaceae. The transcript is spliced from 2 exons. The coding region runs from base 73 to 1167 and encodes 364 amino acids. The record is from RefSeq and is a predicted model, not a curated record.